Molecule: messenger RNA, 3390 nt
Organism: Procambarus clarkii (red swamp crayfish)
Lineage: Eukaryota; Metazoa; Arthropoda; Malacostraca; Decapoda; Cambaridae
Product: DNA ligase 1
Source: RefSeq, a predicted model, not a curated record
UGAUGUAAUUUAAGAAGAAGGUUUUGGUGGUUGACAGUGUCAAAAGCCUUACGCAGGUCCACAAAUAACCCAACAGGGAACUCAUUUUUACCAAGAGCUGCAUGAAUCAAAUUUUGUCUUUGUCCACGCUGUCAUUUUCUCGGAGAAUUUUGUAGGCGGUGAUCAUAGUGGCCUUCAGGUAAAUUCACGUAAUUAUACCCGAAACUUUUAAUUUACAUUUAUGUAACUACUGUUUUAACCCCUAUAUCAUGUUAUUCUGGAUUUUUAAAUAAAAGUAUAUUUUUGUUAUUAUUUAUUAUUUUAUCAUGAAAUGAGCGAUGAAAAGUUUAAAUGUCUUUACAAGGGGCUAUAUAUAUAAGGUAUUUUUAAAAUAUCAUACUUACGAAUGACAGUACAAAAAAUAAAACAUAUAAAUCAAUAAUACAUCCAAAUUCAAAUAAAUAACGCUAUAUAAAGUCUUAUAAUGUAUGUUACGGUGUGAGCAGCGGUUCUUUAUAGAGGAGGAAGGCGGGCUGGUGAGUGUAAACAACCCGGGCGCCUCAAGUUUUGAACGUCCGUGAGGAGCUGUGGUGUGUGAGGGCUGUCAUGUCGGCUGUGUAGCUCUCUCCCGCACAUAUACCUCGCUCCCCUUGCUGUCCCGUCACACUCCAGAAUUCAUGACAAAUGGUGGCUGAAAUGAAGGUACUGCAAGACAUAGGAAUUUAUUUUGAGCCAUAUUUUUUGGGGAAGUGGAACUUGGACAGGGAUUUUCCUAAAAUACCUGCAAACAAGUUGCAUAUGCCGAUUCUUCGAAGCCACACUAGGAAAAACACAGCGGAAAAUCAUGGCAUUGCUAACUUGUCUGUUACAUUUGGGAAACCGUCAAAACGUGUCACUGAAAAUGUCCAGAGAGUGGACAUACUUUUUAAAAUUGUUACCCCAGAAAAGCAAAAGGAAACUAGAGGCACAGGGUGUGAGAAAAAAGUAAACACGUUUCAAACUAUUGGAACCCCAGCAGGAGAGAAUUCUAAAGAUUUGUCUUCUCCAGAAAUGCUAAGAGAAAGGAGCCAGACAACCCACAAUAAAGAGAAUGCUGUAGAAUUACGCAGACCCUCAAAGAGAAAAGCCGCAAGGGAUGCUACAUUGCUUUUAAAAGAAAUUACAAACCAAAUAAAAAAUACUAAAAAAAAUACAACAAAACGUUUAAAUGAAAAUAAAGAUAUAUCCAAGGACGGUGAUCUGAUUCAGAUUGAACAAAAUGAACAAGAAAAAUCUAAAAGACAGAGAAUCAAGGAAGACAAUCCAACUUGGAAUGAAGAAGAAAAGUCUUGCAGACAAAAAUCCAAGAAAGAGCAUCCAACUGUGAAUGAAACAAAAUUAUCAAAGAAACGGAGAUCAAAGGAAGAGAAUCCAAUUCUGAAAGAACACAAAAAUUCCAAACAACAUAGAUUAAAAAAAGACAUUCCAUCUCCGAAUGGAAUAGAGAAGUCUUACGUAAGUGGAUCCAAGGAAGACCAUCCAGCACAGUGUGAACGAGAGCUAUCAAAGAGACAGAGAUCAAAAAAACAAAAUCUAACCCUGAAUGAACAAGAAAAAAUUGAGGUUCAAAUCAAUGUCGUCAAGCAGAAAAAGAACAAAAAAGGGCAGCAAGUAUGUGGUGAUGAGAUUGAAGGUGGACAGGAAAAUGCUAAUAAAGCCGUUAGGAAGCAUAAUGAAUGCAACAAGCCUGAAAAAGAUACCUCUGUCCAGAUAACAAGAGGAAGAACAUGUAAGGGAAGAAAGUUCCUCGUAGAAGAUAGUGACAAUGAGGUCAAUAUAACAUGGGUGGAAUCGGAUAAUGAGGAUCGUGAUGCAACUUGGGUGGCGUCAGAUAAUGGCGGAAAGAAACGCAGGAAAAAUAUAGGUGUGAAAAACGACAAUAAAACCCAGAAGAUAGCUGGUAAAAAUAUUACUGCAUCAAAGGGAAAGGACAAUGAAAGUGUAAAGAAGCAAGGUAGUAAACAAGGCAGUAAUCUUAGCUUAAGUGAACAGGCAAAGUGUAAAGCUGAGAGGGUAAAGGCCACAAAAGUACCUCAAGAGGGCAAAGAGACUAACAAAAGGAAAAAAACGAGUGAAGAAAAUUGUAAGGAGCCUCGUAAACCUGAGGAUGUUGAAGUGUCUGCAAAGCGGGGGACCCUGAAAUAUCUGCUACAAAGAGAAGAAUUUUUGAAGGCACAAGCACAGGAAAUUGAAGUUGAUGACGACUUCUUUGCUGAUGAGAUAUUUAAAAAAAAGAAAAAUGACCUGGGAAAAUUUCUGGUCUCCUCCUCACAUGAUGACAGCCUUAUCAUCAAGACGCCAAAAAUUAAAGGAAAAACUAUUCCCGAUAACGUCAUUACUCCGCGCACAGAAAUACUGGGUCGGUUUGGAGCCUCGACGCCUUCCACUACCCCCUUCACACCCUCCACCAGUUUCCCGACGUCUGUCACUAAAUCUGGACAUAGAAAAGCUGUUUUAGAAGUGAUGUACCACCAGCUGCAAGGAGGGAAGAAGAGACCCCGAGGCAUUAGGAAAGCUCUGCACGAUAGCAAGCAGUUUGGUAAUUCUGCAUUGGUAAAGCCUAGCAACCUUCCAUUGCUUGAGCUUCCCAAAUUUGCUGAUGACGAUGAAAAUGACACCAGCAUUGAUGACUACUUCAACACCAGUGAUGCUUUUUAAACUCCAGUACUGUAUUGUGAGAGCCCUGUUACUGGCACAAUUGUUGCAUUAUCAAGCAGUGUAGUAUGCAGCAGCCUGCGUCAUUGUGGCAUACAGCAGCCUGCAGUAAUGUGAUAUACAUAAGCCUGCAGUAAUGUGGCAUACAGCAGCCUGCACCAUUGUGGCAUACAGCAGCCUGCACCAUUGUGGCAUACAGCAGCCUGCACCAUUGUGGCAUACAGCAGCCUGCACCAUUGUGGUAUACAGCAGCCUGCACCAUUGUGGUAUACAGCAGCCUGCACCAUUGUGGUAUACAACAGCCUGCAAUAAUGUGGUAUGCCAUAGCAUGCAACAAUGAAUGUACUGGACUGAUGUUACUGCAUACAAAAUCUGCCGUGCAAUUACAUUUUUCACGUUUUCAAGAGUUUUUGUAUAUAAGUAUACCGUGAUAAGUACUUCAAAUCAAUUCCAGUCUGUAAUCAUUUAGCCAGAUAAAUAGUAUAUUACUGUUUUGAAUUAAGUGUAUCUCUGAUGAUAAAUUUUCUAUGCUUUAAUAGGAAAGGUAAUUGAAAUGAGUGAGGAGCUGCCACCACUGGAGAGGGAGCAGAGGCUCCGUGGCUGUAGAUAUCUUUGUAGGUGUAAUGUUUGUCAUGGAAGUUCCCCUUGCACUACCAUAAUCACAUGUGGACAGUUCUGUACUAUUGCUUCAUAAGCUAAAAAUAAAUUUUAUCCAUU